AUGGUCAAUGAAGGUGCAUCGCGAAAAGCGGCUUGCGCACGCGUUUAUUUGAUGGAUGUCGAUGGUUUGGUCACUACAAAACGUCACCCAAUGGAAAAUUUACACAUUCCUUAUGCGAAAGAUAUGCCGCACACAUAUGACUUGUUGGAGGCUAGUAUUUAUAACGAUUUCUUUGGCACAUUGACCUAUGUUAUGUCAAAUAACUAG
Molecule: messenger RNA, 207 nt
Organism: Gongylonema pulchrum
Lineage: Eukaryota; Metazoa; Nematoda; Chromadorea; Rhabditida; Gongylonematidae
Source: the annotation of a GenBank genome assembly